CUUUUGUAGGGCAAAGACACGAGUUAAUUUUCGAGAUGCAGCAUCACUGGAUAAAUACUGGAUGUUUUCUGGAUGAGGAGAGGAGGAUGCUAUAAUUCACCUCCCCCCUUUCUCUCUCCUCCCUCCUCCUCUUCCCACAGCACGUAGUCUGGUUGAUUUCACUUUUCAUUUCACACACACCUCUCCUCUUCUCCUCUCCGAUCCACCCAGCCGACCAGGAGACUCCGUCCAUCCCAGCACACUGCGCUGUCAGUCGGAUCGAGCCUCCUUUCACUUCACCAUCUGGAUGCUUUUUUUUUUUCUUUUUGCACGUAGACAAGCCACGUUUUUGGAAAUGCACCGAAGAUGUUAAAAUCUUCCACCUGAGAUAUAUAAAUAACCACGAUGCCCAAGCCAGGGACGAUCCGGCUGUGAUGAGACGGGAUUAAAAACAAGAAGGUGUAACUACAGGCAGCGCACACAGGACUGAACCACAAACAGAGGCCUCAUUUUGCUGUCGGCAUGGCUGCGAACAUGAUGCCAACUCCCGCCAUGUGGCCCGGGGAGGAACAACCGUCGCUGCUGGACCAGGAAGGCUCCCCGCCGAGCCAAGCCCCCGUCUCAGUGCCGUGUCCACCAGCCAGAGGUGAAGAGCUCAUCCACAGCAGCAGCAGCCCAGCCAGCACCAGGCCCCCCCGAAGCAAAUCCAAAGGAGAGCUAGUCAUAGUCAUCAACGAGAAGCUGAAGAACAGUGUAGGUAACGGGAUCCACCCAGGGCCUGCAGAGAGCACCUCCCCAGUCAUCUCCUCCCCUCCCAGACGACAACACUCCAUCUCUUACCCUCAUCACGGCAAGACUAGGAAGGGCAGCAGGGCCAGCUCCAUCGGCUACACCGCCUUCUCUCCGAGGCCGUCGCUGUCCCGCCACUCCAGCAUCGCCACCAACCCCCCACUAGACCGCACCAAGGUCAAAGACUACCUCCUCCUGUCCGUGCUGGCCUGCUUCUGUCCCGUCUGGCCCAUCAACAUUGUUGGCUUUGUCUACUCCAUCAUGUCCAAGAACAGCCUCGAGCAGGGGAACCUGGACGGCGCCGUGCGUCUGGGUCGCGUGGCCAAGAUGCUGUCCAUGGUGUCUCUAGUAGGAGGGACGGUCAUUAUCAUCGCCUGCAUUGUCAACCUGGCCAUAAAUGUGAAAACCUGAGUUUCAUCCCAGGAUGAAACCGGAUAAGACAACUGACCAUCUGGCCCGCACCUGCACCAUCUUUACCGCCUAGUCAUUACCUGGAUGUGUGACAAAAUAUGCACCCGAUAUACAGUGCUUUCUCAUAUUUCUGUAAUCUAUAUAAAUCCCUUUUGCUAAUGGAAGAAAAUAAAAUAUGCAAAAUGCCACUCUGAGUCUGGGGGAGGGGGUUGGGGUGGGGUUUGCUUUGUCCGUCUGAUGUUGGAGAAGGGAGUCAGACUAAUCAGUCCCUUCGUAUUCUGGCCCACACAUUCAGAACGAUUCUUAAGAAAACUCUUCGAGAAUCCCAUCACCGCCCCGCAGAACUGUUGGACUAGAAAACCAGUGCAGGUGGUUACAGAACAUAAAGCAGGAAGGACCGGCCCCACCGACACCCACCAGCUCCAGCUCCAUGACUAAAUAUCCAUCCGUCACCACACCAACAACAGGGACCCAUCAGAGUUUCAGCUAAAUCCCCUCAGACGCAUGGAGGGUGGGCUCUGGGAUUUGGGUUCCACUGGAAUCACACAACAGAAAAAUCAUCUGUUCCCUUCCCCCUCCUCAGAGAGAAGAAGAAACACUUGCAGUCACAGAGUGUCCUCUUGUUUCAGACUAUCCUCUGUGGCUCUUCUGACUCCACGACGCCCUACAUCUUGUGUCUGAGUGUACGGGUGGCAACAAGAGGAUGAAAGAGAGGCUUUCCAAGGACUAGCUAUGGGUGCUAAAAUGAAAGGGAUUAUGGAAAGUCUCGCAGAGAAGGCACACUCAUCACUGCAAGGAAAAAAAAAUAUGUGCCAAAUAGAAGAAUUUAAAGUUUGUAAAGACCCAAUUCUGGUCGCAGGAUUGUUGUAGAGAGGAGCAUCCAAGUGUGUUUGUACUCUGCAGCAGCUUUACACCACUGACCACUGUGAGCCGGACAACAAAACCCCCCAAACUGUAGCAAAGAUACUCGACCGCUCAUUUUACAGUGAAGCUAGUGAUGCUACAUCAUUUGUCUUUUUGAUAAUGUUUGUAAAAGAUCCUUUUGAAAACAGAUUUCGUAACGUGAUGCUGUUGUGCCGCAGUCGACAGAUGGUGGUAGUGCUGUGUGUGUGUGUGUGUGUGUGUGUGUGUGUGUGUGUGUGUGUGUGUGUGGGCAUCACUAUUUGGUUAACAAAUUAAAUAGCUCGUGAUUGCAGCCAAAGAUGUGGCCUCAGCCUGCACUCACAGCUACUCUGUGCUUUCAAACCGAGACACACUGCAGCGCUCUGAACAGUUGAUUUUAACCCCGGAUGUGUCAGCACCUUUAUAUACUGUACACCCUUUCUGUUGUCGUACACACUUUUGAUUCAGACAGGGUUUCAUGACCGUGAGAUUUAAGUAGCAGUGCGAUAGCAAUAGUGUAGAGAGCUCAUUUUCAGUACUGGUUUGUUAUUCUUGCUCUAUUAUCUCCUGUGUAUCCUUAACUAACCUCUUAUCUUUAUCUACCUGUGAUUCUCACUGUGAUCUGAAACAGAAGCUCUCCUUAUUUACUGUGUCCUGGAUUUUUGAAUCAUGUACAGAAAUCACCUGCAGACAGUUUCUGUAAAGAUGAAAAUGACUCCCCCCUCCCCUUUGUAAUAAUGUAAAUUUAAUUGUAAUCAAUGGUUGAUGUAUUCUGCAGAUAUAAAUCUCAAUAUUGUGAUAAUUCUCUAGUUGAUAUGAGUUAGCAUUAAGUAGUUCUGAGCUAAUGUAAGCUCAGAAACUGUCAGAUAGCUUCCUGACAGUCAUUGUAUUCCCAUUAAGCUUCUAUAAUCUCUGUGGUUAUUGGCAUGUUGUGGGGUUUUUUUUUCUUUUUUUUUUAAAUGUACGAUGAUAGAAAAUGACAAAGAUGAGCUGGUACUUGGAAUAUUAUACUUCUGCAGCACAUUCAUAAUAAAGACACAAUGCAUGUA
Molecule: messenger RNA, 3110 nt
Organism: Amphiprion ocellaris (clown anemonefish)
Lineage: Eukaryota; Metazoa; Chordata; Actinopteri; Pomacentridae
Gene: prrt2
Product: proline-rich transmembrane protein 2
Exons: 5
Coding region: 502-1179 (225 amino acids)
Cellular component (GO): membrane
Source: RefSeq, a predicted model, not a curated record